Molecule: messenger RNA, 1475 nt
Organism: Phalaenopsis equestris
Lineage: Eukaryota; Viridiplantae; Streptophyta; Magnoliopsida; Asparagales; Orchidaceae
Product: dof zinc finger protein DOF3.1-like
Exons: 2
Coding region: 421-1158 (245 amino acids)
Biological process (GO): regulation of DNA-templated transcription
Molecular function (GO): DNA-binding transcription factor activity; DNA binding
Source: RefSeq, a predicted model, not a curated record
GUCUCGCACUAACUCUCUCUCUUCCCCCAUCGUUUUCAUCCUCAGCGUUAUCUUCAGGCCCAGCUCCCAUGGAGAUUAUUUGCUACUUCUGCCUACCUUCUCCCUCUUCGUCUCCUCGCUUUCGUCUUUAACUUAACCCUUAAGAAAACGCUCUCACUCCCUCUUUUCCUCCUAUAAAUAUUUAAAAUCGAGCUCAGAGAAACGAAGUAAUCUGGCUAAUUUUGCAGCGGAAACGAAAAGGCUGCAGCUUUCUUAACCCGUUUCCAAGUUCCCUUUCCUGUCCGAUAUGUUCUCUUCCUCUCUCUUGAAAUCCAUUUCGGUCAGUGAAGAGGUAGGACCGUUCUUAUUCUUUUUUCUCCUGCUCUUCUCCCGCCUCCUUCGCCUUGCAUUCACAAAUCGCUGAAUCAGAGCAGAAGAGACAUGGGACUGAGCUCGAAGCAAGUUCCAGUAGAUAUCCAUAACUGGCCGCAGGGUGGAUUGGAAUUUCCGAAGCCAAAGGGGCAAGAAGAAAAGAAUAGCGCUCCUCUGCUAAAGUGUCCUCGUUGUGAGUCCACAAACACCAAGUUCUGCUACUACAACAACUACAGCCGCUCGCAGCCGCGCCAUUUUUGCCGUGCUUGCCGCCGCCAUUGGACCGAAGGUGGUACUCUGCGCAACAUACCCAUCGGCGGCAGCCGCAAGAAUAAACGCCGAAAGACUACUCCCACCACCACUUCAUCCGUCAGCACCUCUGCUGCAAAUCCUAUAGCGCCAGUAAUCGAAGAGAUGAAAGGCUCCAUCUUUCCAAAUAUUCUCCGUCAGGCACUGCUCCUCCCUCCGCCGCCGCCGCUGCAAUCGCCGACCAUCGAUGGAUUGAACGGUUUAUUUAGCACUUCGCUGCCAAAUGCUUCUCUAAUGUUUAUGGAAGAUUUGAACGGCAUGAGUUCCGGCUUGGUUUCGCCUUCGUGUUCCUUCUCCUCUCAGUAUAGUUGGAGGGGUGUUCAAGGCGUCGGCGGUGGAUGCAAGGAUGGUCUUUUGGGAACGAUGGAUGCUACAACGGCGAGUACUUGGGAAAUGAAGGAGACGGGUUUUCCGGCCAGCUAUUGGGAUUAUUGGGAUGGUGGCUCCGGCGAUUUGAACGAUGCCGAUGCGGGGGAGGUGGAUCCUCUGCUUCCAUAGUGACGCGCCAAGGCGCCGCCUUUAAGGGUUCGUUUGGAGCCAUGGUCCGAGGUAAAUCCCAGCAUACAAGGUUUUAACCUCGGAUGAUGUAGGGAUAUUAAAAAUACUUUUUUAUCAUUGUUAAAAUGCGGACGGCGAGUCGGCGACCAUUAGUCCGCGACGUCUUGUUUGAAGGCGUAGUUCUCUCUUGCUGUCUUUUGCCCUGAUAAUUGUUGAGGCAAGUGGGUGGCUAAUGAGCUUGGAUUAUGUAGGGUAACUGUGAAAUGAGAUAUUUGCUUGGGGAAAAAAUAUUACCUCAGGAGUACUGAUGCAUCAGU